CUCCCACCUUCCAUAUUUUCCCUACUAUUAUGGAAAUCGUUGGUACUUUCCGUUGGAAAACGCAUUGUGAAUUACGAAACAGAAAAAAACAUCAGAUUCCAGAUCGACAAGGUAUUAUCGAUGAAUACUCGUACCGAAGUUUAAUUGACGAAGAAAAAAAUUACAGCUAAGGGAUCAAACUUGACCAUCAAUGAAUUAGUUCAAUUGACAAAGAAAAUAAUUAAUAGCUACGGUCGAAAUUAAUCAACGAUCUAUUAAUUAACGAAAUUCGACUACAACUUGUAUUAUCGUUGCAGUUAAAAGUGUUUAGUGGUUUAUAGUGCGCGAAUCAUGGCGAAUGAAAAAAACCUCAAAGAAUCUAUUCUAGGAGCAUCACCUUUUCUCAUUAAAGUUUUAGAAUUGGUAUUAGCGUUACUGAGCAUCAGUUUAAUAAUUUCACCAUACAAUAAAGUGCAACCAAGUAACGGAAAAUCGGGUCUAAUAUACUCGGCGUUCACCGGCGCUAUUCUCAUCAACAUAUUAAUCAUAGUCUGUCAUUUCAUUGGCGAAAGAAUACCCAAAAAAGCAUGUUUAAUCAUCAGCUGUUUCUACGGAGUGUUUAUGCUGAUAGCUGGCUUCAUCGUUAUCCAAGAUUGGAGAAAUAUACAAACAAAUAUUUACGCCAGACAGUUCAAAUACCACAUGGAUAUGAUGUUAGCUUCAGGUGUUUUCUCUAUAUUCACAAGUGUUUCAUUCUUCGCUGAUAUUGGUUUAACGAUCAAGUAUGCUUGAAAAAUUCACUAAGUACAUACUUACCUAUUAUAAAAGUUUCAUCUAAUUAGAAUAAAUAUUUUCUACUGCAGUAAAAUAUAGAAUGUUCAGUUUGUUUUCCAAGGAAUUUUAUAGCAUAAGUUCAACUUCGUUUGUUUGUUUUACUUAUUUUCCUCUGUUUCUCGUAAAAGAUCUUUCGAACAUAUGGUUUUUGAAGUAUGCAUUAAGCAUUCUACCAGUAAAAUCAAACGUACCUUCUCACUUUUAGCCAAAUACAACCAUAAUCUUCUCCAUGUGGUGAAUCUCUUGUUAUCACUAAAAUUGUACUUCAUUUCCGGCGAAGCGUAUCUUGUCGAGAAUGGAGACACAAAGGUAUUCACUGAAUCGCACAUGAUGAAAGUUCAUGAAACUGCACGAAACCCAGCACCAAGACCACGAUUGUACACAACUUCUAAGACUUUGUAAACUUGCAAACUUUUCUCUUCAAUUUUCAAUUCAAAUUCGGAAUGAAUUGAUAACUCGAUCCCAACUUCGUUUGUGAUGUAUGCGCAGUAGGUGUUAUUUUUAAUAGAUUCUGCGCAAUGAGGGUAAAUUGCUUCGUAAUUACCGUAUUUUACCUUGAAAACAAUCAAAAAUGAAAUGAUUCUGAUUCAUCUUUAAAAUUUGAAUUUUAUUUUUUUUGAAGUGCUAUUGAGAUGGACUACCUAUACCAUUGAUGUAAAAAUAAUUGUAAUUGACUAUAUAUACAUAUAAUAACCAUUUGCCUAAAUAUUAUCAAUGUGGUAGGCAUUCUUUUAUCAGUAAAAUAAAAAAUUAAAGCUUUUA
Molecule: messenger RNA, 1575 nt
Organism: Planococcus citri (citrus mealybug)
Lineage: Eukaryota; Metazoa; Arthropoda; Insecta; Hemiptera; Pseudococcidae
Exons: 3
Coding region: 331-771 (146 amino acids)
Biological process (GO): septate junction assembly
Cellular component (GO): plasma membrane
Source: RefSeq, a predicted model, not a curated record